Plenodomus lingam JN3 is the source of this 138-nucleotide messenger RNA. NCBI's taxonomy places the organism in Eukaryota, Fungi, Ascomycota, Dothideomycetes, Pleosporales, Leptosphaeriaceae. The record is from RefSeq and is a predicted model, not a curated record.
AUGCAGCCAAGUAAUCCGAUCAACCUUAAAUUGAACAUCGCAAACCCAUCUGUCCGAAUUUUGUUGUCAUUGAUCGAUUCGACGCUGCAAGAGACCGUCCGAAAUGUGUGGAUUGGACUCAUUGGAGGGGCCCCUUGA